CAGGCGUAUAUGAUCCUUUCCUCAGCUGCCGCCAAGGUGCUCGGUCCUUCCGAGGAAGCUAAGGCCGCGUUGGGGUGAGGCCCUCACUUCAUCCGGCGACUAGCACCGUGCCGGCAGUCCACAACAUGGCUUCUGUCUCCGAGCUCGCCUGCAUCUACUCCGCCCUCAUCCUGCACGACGACGAGGUGACGGUCACGGAGGAUAAGAUCAAUGCUCUCAUUAAAGCAGCUGGUGUCAAUGUUGAACCUUUCUGGCCUGGCUUGUUUGCAAAGGCUCUGGCCAAUGUCAACAUUGGAAGCCUCAUCUGCAAUGUAGGGGCUGGUGGGCCAGCUCCAGCAGCUGGAGCUGCGCCUGCUGGUGGUCCUGCUCCAUCUGCCGCUGCUGCCCCAGCUGAGGAGAAGAAAGUAGAAGCAAAGAAGGAAGAAUCUGAAGAAUCCGAGGAUGACAUGGGCUUUGGUCUUUUUGACUAAACUGCUUUUGUUAACAUGUCCAAUAAAGAGCUGAACCUGUGA
Molecule: messenger RNA, 512 nt
Organism: Rattus rattus (black rat)
Lineage: Eukaryota; Metazoa; Chordata; Mammalia; Rodentia; Muridae
Gene: Rplp1
Product: ribosomal protein lateral stalk subunit P1
Exons: 3
Coding region: 126-470 (114 amino acids)
Biological process (GO): cytoplasmic translation; translational elongation
Cellular component (GO): cytosolic large ribosomal subunit; ribosome
Molecular function (GO): structural constituent of ribosome; protein kinase activator activity; ribonucleoprotein complex binding
Source: RefSeq, a predicted model, not a curated record